CGAGAAACACACAUAUAAAGUCACGUGAUACGUCGGUGAUGCGGAUAUUUUUAGAAGAGAGUGACCUUAAGUUACUGCAAGAAUAAGUGGAUCUAGCAAAAUUGAACAGUAGCUAUCAACAGCCAUGUGCUCAAAUACCCUCUCGAAAGCUGAAUUGGUAACAGCCAUUUCUUUGACUGCUGGUGCUGCAGCGGUGAGUGUACUAGUCUACAAGACAUUUUUCUCCACGAACAAGAGCAGCAAGUCCAAGGUGAACUUGGACCUGCAGAAGGACAACCCCAAAGUAGUGCACGCCUUUGAUAUUGAGGACCUGGGAGAUAAAGCAGUGUACUGCAGAUGCUGGAGGUCUAAGAAGUUUCCUUUUUGCGAUGGUGCCCACGCGAAACACAAUGAAGAGACUGGUGAUAAUGUGGGUCCUCUCAUUAUAAAGAGAAAGGAAGCUUAAAGAGUCCUCACUGUCCUUCCAAAAGCUGCUGCUGCUGCUGCAGACAUACAAUUCCUUUGCUCAUCCAAAUGUACGUGGUAUUUUGAAAGAAAUGUCAUGGCAUAUUUAUAAUAUAUUUUUGUGUUCUUCUGUGUCUUUCGUGUCCAUGCCAUGUGUGGAUGUUAACACUAAUUCAGUGCAGUUGCAUAACACUUGUAUGGUGUAGGUUUUGGGCAGAUUUGGAUAUCCAGUUGGCUGUCAUCCAGUUGGCUAUAGCCAGAGUGUUACUUUUUGGAAACACUAUUCCUGAUGCUCAUGAACAGUUGGUUGAGUCACAGUAUACCGUAUACCUUUUCAACAGAUAACUGUGAAACUGUGUGUGCCACUGUCAUUGAACUCAGCUGUGCUUUUAUAACGAGUACUUCACUAGCAAAACCUUUAUGACCACUAUCGGCAAAACCACUUAUGACUUUAUCAGUGUCCACCAACACUGCACCAAAAGAUUGUUAAAGAACUGACUUUACUAGUAAAGAUGACUUCAACAUCAGAGUGGUACCAUAAAAAAGAAAUUUGCUGGCACUUAUCUCGGAUGAUGAAAAGUAAAGCCUAAUGUGUCAUUUAUUUGACUGGAAAAUCCACAAAUUGUUGAUGUGGAUUACCGUGUCCCACUGCUCGUCUUCCCAUAUAAAAUGUUAGACCUGUCACUAAAUACUCUAAAGUGUCUGGCCAUUCUGUAUGUUUGAAGGUAUGUUUGUAACAAGGUAGUGAUCAUUUUUGGGGAUAUAGACUGAACAGAAGCCUUUUUUAUGAAAAAUAAACCCAAAUAUAUAUUUUUACAACAAACCCCAUAUUUAAUGAGGAGGACCUACAUGUUACAUGGGCAGUUAACCAGAUGGUUAUUGACAUGCUUUAAAUUUGCUCUGUACCGUUAAUUCUGUCCGUAUUAAGUCCAUUUCAAUGUUUAUGUGCACUUCAUUCUGAAUCGAAUGAUGCAGUGUCUUUGUGAGAAUUCGUCAAGAUGUGUUCUGCUUGUCUGCCCAAUCUGAAAUUUCAUUGGGUUGAGGGAAUGUACCGUACUCAAGAUUGCACAUGAAGCACUUGAGAUCAGUUUUUGAAAGUAAUGUUUUCUAUUAAAUACAAUUAAAUAUUUGGGAUAUUGUUAUUUUGGUUACCUAAUUAAAAUAUGUGGCCUUGAGUGUUAACCAAAUGCCUUCUCGGGUGAAUAUGAGGAACUGUAAUCAUGCCUUGCUGAUGUCUGUAAUGAAAAUUUGUCAAUUAAAAAACAAAAGAAUAAUCAAUAAUCAGAAUAAUGAAAAUUUUCAGUAUUUAUUUUCUCAGAGCUGUUGUAUCCUUUUUCUGUGUUGAGUGGUUCACCAAUCUUAAUGGAACAGAAUUUUAGAAUUUUGUCAAAUGUGUAUUGAUAUGUAAUAAUAAAUGCAGAGAUUAUAACUGGCGAUACUGACAGCAUAUGCAUUUAAAUGUAAAAAGUCUUAUUUGUGUUUUUAAUUAAAAUUGAAACUGACAUACACAAAA
Messenger RNA from Anguilla anguilla (European eel), 1957 nucleotides. Its product is annotated as CDGSH iron-sulfur domain-containing protein 1-like. The coding region runs from base 125 to 445 and encodes 106 amino acids. Gene Ontology annotation, cellular component: mitochondrial outer membrane; intracellular membrane-bounded organelle. The record is from RefSeq and is a predicted model, not a curated record. Gene Ontology annotation, biological process: regulation of autophagy. The transcript is spliced from 3 exons. Gene Ontology annotation, molecular function: 2 iron, 2 sulfur cluster binding. NCBI's taxonomy places the organism in Eukaryota, Metazoa, Chordata, Actinopteri, Anguilliformes, Anguillidae.